CAGAACCUAUCUAAAAGUCAACUCAGCAACACACCUCACCUUCUACCAUGAAGUUCGAUAUUGGCAAUCUUGUUUUGGCGGCGGCUUUGCUGCUUGCUGGAGGAAAAGGAGCAAUGGCGUUCGACUGUGAGGUGUUGCAGUGUUUCCAGGACCAUGGCGACAAUUUACCCAUUCAUCAGACGGUUCCUUUCUGCCACAGUGAUGAUAUGUACAUCGGUCCCGAGGGUGGGCAGCAAACCUGCCGCUGCUUCAAGGAUGCGUGCAGUCUCUUCAAGUCUCGAUGUGAGGGUCGUGGGUGGCGAGUACACACGCUUGGGGGCUGUGUUUGUACUGGGCCGAGCGCCUGCUGAUUGGAAUGAGGGUUGGCGAGAACGAUUGGACCACAGUCAUAUAUUCUAGCUAGAAAAGGAAAGGCUUAAGUGAGG
Messenger RNA from Chaetomium fimeti, 425 nucleotides. RefSeq lists its product as uncharacterized. The record is from RefSeq and is a predicted model, not a curated record. The transcript has a single exon. Lineage: Eukaryota; Fungi; Ascomycota; Sordariomycetes; Sordariales; Chaetomiaceae. The coding region runs from base 48 to 350 and encodes 100 amino acids.